GGGGUACCAGCCCUGUUGGUACUUGGGAGGCAGCAGUUAUAAAAGAAACCCACAGGGAGAGCACCCAGGGGCCGGGGAACACACAGAGCCAGCUCUUGACAGGACUCUCAGAUGCCCAGCUCCUGUGAAAUGGUGCCAAGGCUGGUGUGCUGAUGCCUGGCUGUGCCCAUCCACCACCCAAAGAUGAUGGCCAGUGGGAUGCCAGUUUUCCUGCUCCUCCUCUGGACAACAAACACACCUCAAGGUGCAGGAGUCCAGGUUUUGCCACCUGUUAACUUCACCCUCACAGUCUCUGCAUUAGCACAAGUGCUGUUACACUGGGAGCCAAACCCUGCUCAGGAACAAAACAACUCCACCAUUAGAUACGAUGUGAAAAUCCUGAGCCCUGAGCCAGAAGAGUAUGACACCAGCAGGACUCACAGUGUGCGAACAGUGGCGCUUCACAACGGCUUCUCCGCCCGCGUGCGCACCUUGCUCCUCCAGGGGCACCUCCAGAUGAGCAGCGACUGGGUGGAGGCAAACCUCCCACCUCUGCCAGGUGCUGCAGAGACCUCUGUCACCAACCUGUCCUGUGUCACCCACGUCACCAUCCCUGGCAAUGUCUCUCUCCGUUGCACUUGGCUGCCUGGCCGAGGGGCUCCAGAAGACACCAAAUACUUCCUGUUUUACAGGUAUGAGAUGCACACAGAGGAAUGUCCCGCCUACACCAAAGACAGGUGGAGCAGGAAUACUGAGUGCAGAUUUUCAAGUACUCAGAUUGAACCUGGUGAGAUUGACAACCUCAUUGUCAUUCACAUUAAUGGCUCCAGCAAACGUGCUGCAAUCAAGCCUUUUCAGCAGUUAUUUAACCAAAAUGCCAUCGAGAAAGUGAAUAUUCCCAGAAACAUCAGCAUAUCCCUGGAGCAAAGCGAUCUCCUGGCCGUGUGGGAGAAGCCAAUUUCUCCUUUCCACGAGGAAUGUUUUGAAUAUCAAUUUUGUCUCAUCAACCUGAAGUCAGGGAACAAGCAGACGCUGAGGAUCUCCUCCCGCAGUUUCCGGCUGCGGGUGGAUGUCAGCAGCAGGUACUCCAUCAGGAUCCGGGCCAAGCACACCCCUGUCUGCCGUGCCCCCGGGCUCUGGAGUGACUGGAGCCAGAUCCUUUACGUCGGACAAAAUAAACCGGAGAGUUCCACAGCCUGGAUUCUCACUCUGCUCUGUGUGUCCACGUCCUGCACAUUGCUGCUUGUUGCUAUAAUAUGCCAAAUAAACCACGUUUGGAGUAAACUGUUCCCACCAAUCCCAAUGCCCAGCAACAAAUUCCGAGAGCCUUUCCCAAUUGACUACGAGAGAGCACGGACCUGCCCCAGCUCCACGGAGACCGAGGUGGUCAGCCUGGCUGAAGGCUUCUCCUGCAGUGUCCUCGACGACUCCGUGUUCUGAGAGGCUCCACAAGGUCACCCCCCAACCCUGGAGAGGGCUCUGUGUCACCUCUCUGUGUCCCUGCUCCCAGUGGGGAGGACCAUCUGCCCCCACCAGGUGCCUUGUUACCAAACAGAAACUUCCAGCUCAAGCCGGAUGGAAGUUCAUGGUACAAGGGCUGUGUAGGGAAAAAAAAAAGUUUGGAAAAGAGCCAAUGGAUUCAUUUUUUCUGGUUGGCACCUUAAUCUUUUGGAUGUUCGUUUUACCUUGCUCUGACAACUGGAGGUGCAAACUGGGUUUGGCACAACCCUGUGGAGGCAGCAAGGUGGUGCUGGCAGUGACAAACACUGGGAAAAGAAGAAAAAAGGUGUGAAGCACUCAGUGCUGUCACCCCCAGGGCUGCAGAGCAAGGCCACCAUGAGAGCUGGGACACUCACCUGGCCCUUGCUGCUGCGCUUUGUAAUGAAACUGUGAGUUUCCACCUGAAAAACAUCCAUGGAAAUGCAAUUCCUGGGUCAGGCAGGUGUGACUGUGCAGCCAGACCACCCUGUGUGGGGACAGUGCAGUGUCCCCUGUGCUGCUCAAAGGCACCUAGCCUUGCUUUGCCAGGGACACAGCACCCUUUUGGGAGGGAGGGCAACACCUGGGACCAGCUCAGCUGCCCACAGCGUGGUGCUGAUCACACCAAGGCUGUGGUUUGAUCCCUGUAGGGACCACUGGGCUCAAUCCUUGUGGGAUGUGUCCAACUCAGAACAUUCUGUGAUUCUCUGAUCUGUCUCAGGACUUUAUAAAAGGCCAAAAACUUCUGGGGUUUGUAGGUUAUUUAAGACAAGUUUGCUUGUGCACCUGACUACUCCUGUGAGCAAAGCUACACUGUGCCUGCUCCUUCUGUACGCUCAGGCACCACAUUUGAGUAUAAACCAGAGUUUCACCUGUGAAUUUUACAUUCCUGAGGGAGGGAAUCCUGCUGGGAUGGGAUGGGAUGGGUGGGAUACCCUGCCCAGCUGGCUGCUCCCCAGGACCUCAGCCCUGGGCAGGCUCAGGACACUCACAGGGGGCUCCUUUCCCAUCCAAGGCUCUUUGUCAGGCUCUGACAUCAGCUGGCAGCAUCUGCAGGAGGACAACCAGCGAUUGUUUGUGCUUUCUGCCACCAGAGAUUAAAGCUUAAGCAGGGGAAAUAAGAAAAAAAAGAAAAAAGAGAAAAAUGCAUAAACAGAUAAACUUCCUCAAUUGCACCAACAAAACAAACCAGCCUGGGAACAGAGUUAGCAAAUGUGAAACCAUUACAGAAAUGUGCCAAGGAUUGCCUGGUGCUCUUGAGAGCCUGAGCUGCAACGAGCUGGGCUCUUCCUGGGUGUGCAAUUCCAGUCAUUCUGGAAAUCCAAGCCCAAUAUUGCAGCCUGUUUUUUUUGCUCUCUGCUGUUCCAUCUUAGAUGGCCUGGGUUUGAGACAGCCUCAGUUUCUGAUUUAUUUAUUUCCCUGUGCUCUGUGGGAGCUCCCAAAUCAACCUCCUGCCCCAGACCUCAGGCUUUGACCUCCCUGGCUGUGGCCCAUGAAGUUCUCCCAGUCUUGCAGAAUUCCUUCUAAUUCCAAGAAACCUCCUGUCCACGGGGCUGGGUUAAACACUUUAACAAAGAAUGAAAAUAAAGAUUUGAUCCAGCCAAUAAGUUCUUUGGAAGGUGCCUCAAGAAAUGGAGUUCCCAGGUACUACAGACUAAAAAUAAUUACAAUAAAUGAGCCAGUUCUCAUCUGGGUGAAGUAGCAUUGCUCCAUCAAAAUUAAUGCAGCUCAUUAAUAUAACGUUGGUGCCUCCAAUGUCUCUCCUGCAUGUGCUUUUAAUGGAUUUGAGGAGCCCAACUUUAACACUCUAAAAUCAGAAUUUCAUUAGUAAAAUCCUAAAAAUGAGACUAAAGAGAAUUCACUUAUUGGGCUAUAUUUUAUAUCAUGCCUUCAAGUGGCCUAAUAAAUAAUGUUUCUGCACAUAACUCCAUACCCAUUAGUGCCA
This is a messenger RNA of Motacilla alba alba, 3403 nucleotides long. RefSeq names its product interleukin 5 receptor subunit alpha (gene IL5RA). The record is from RefSeq and is a predicted model, not a curated record. Bases 184 to 1419 code for a protein of 411 amino acids. Gene Ontology annotation, biological process: cytokine-mediated signaling pathway; immunoglobulin mediated immune response. Gene Ontology annotation, cellular component: external side of plasma membrane; membrane. The transcript is spliced from 11 exons. Gene Ontology annotation, molecular function: cytokine receptor activity; protein binding. Lineage: Eukaryota; Metazoa; Chordata; Aves; Passeriformes; Motacillidae.